Didymodactylos carnosus is the source of this 10977-nucleotide messenger RNA. NCBI's taxonomy places the organism in Eukaryota, Metazoa, Rotifera, Eurotatoria, Philodinida, Philodinidae. The record is from the annotation of a GenBank genome assembly.
AUGCAACGACUCAUAGGUAGCUCUGAUUUUGUUCGUGUACGUAUUCAACAAAUGGAACCGGAUUUAAUGGAAAUUGGUGCUAAUUUAAACGAAGCCAUACAAUAUCAAAUAUUACACGAAGAACUGAUUAGUAAAUUGAAGGCAAAACAAGAUCAUAUAACCGAAUUAUUAACGAGAGCCGAUGACUUAGUUACCCAACAAAAAAGUUACAAUGAAGUUUACGAGGCUAUGGCACGAUCACUUGGCGAAGCAUGGAAAGAAUUAAAUCUUCAAUUAGAAUGUCGACGAAAUUUAUUAAAUCAAGCUGUUCAGUUUCAUCAAAUCUCUCGAAAAUUUAAUGAUCGUGUUAAUGAAGCAAAAGAUUGGUUUUCAAGUUUAGAACGAAAUGAUUUAGAUCAUUCAAGUUUAAACGAACUAUUGGAACAACAUGACAGAUACAGAAAGGUUAUAUUGGAAACAUCAAUUAGUACACUUGAUGAAGGACAAUUACUACUUGAACGUAUUCGUGAUAUGGGAAAUUUUACCGAUGCAAGUAAUAAACAUUCAACAGUGGCUGCAUGUUAUGAAGUUGAACAUAUGUUGGGACUUCAUCAAGAUACACGACGAACAUUUGAAGAUGAAUGGGAACAUAAACGAACAUUAUUAGCACAAUAUGCACAAAUGACACAGACAAGACAAGAUAUUCAUCAAAUUUUAAUUUGGUUACAAACACGUGGACAAUCGUAUCUAGAAAAUACGGAUUUGGGUCGUAAUGUUGUUGAUACUGAACGUUUACAAGCAAUUCAUACAGAUAUUGAAAGUGAAGCACAGCCAAUUCAUGAUCGUGUAUUAAAAUGUAUGCGUUCUGUUGAUCAAUGGAUACAUACGGGUCUUGAACGUGCCGAUUAUUUACAUGCUUAUGCUCAUGAAAUGUUAGAAUUAUGGGAAAAAUUUGCAUUAAAACUCGAUUUAAGACGAAAAUUACUUGCAUUAACACGAACAUUUUUCAUGGAUGCAAAUGAAUCUUUUUCUCAAUUAGAUGAUAUUGAACUAAAACUUCGUUCGUUAACAUCGGGUACACCAAAAUCAAGUGAUUUUUUAUUAAAAGAAUAUCAAAUGUUAAAUGAUCAAAUUAUUCGCUCGUCUGCUAUUGCUUUACGUGAAGGACAAAUAGUAUUAGAACGUACACAUAUUGAUGAUUAUGGUUCAACAUUUUUAAGACAACGUGUUCAAGAUUUAGAUUUACGUGUAAGAAAUUUAAAACAAAUAUUAAUGAAUGAAACAGAAAAAUUAGAAAAACAAGGUUCAUCAUUAUAUCAAAAAUUUGAUGAAAAAUAUACUCAAUUAAAUUCAUGGAUAUACAAUGUUGGAGAUAAAUUUUUAAAUACAUAUCGAUCAUUGGGAGCAGAUUUAAGACAAGCAAGAGAUUUUUUAGAUAUACAUCAACAAUUAGAAGAAGAUUUAAAGAGAAAAGAAGAUGAUAUUCAACAGUUAUCUCGAAUUGUUAAUGAACUUCAAUCGAGUAAUGAUCGUCACGCACAGAUAUCAAAAACACGUUAUGAUCAUUUAAUCCAUUCAUGGCAAAAAUUAAGUGAAAAAAUAUCAAAUCGUUUAACAUUAGCUCAAAAUUAUGUUGAUUUUAAACGACAGGGUGAACAAUUAACAAAUAGUUUUCAAAGUAUCGAAGAUAUCAUCAGUUAUCGUGAUAACAUUGAUUUAUUGCCAGAAUCAGCAGUGAAACAUAUUGAAGAGACUUGGUAUUCAACACAAAGAAUGUAUCAAGAGACAAUCAGUUUAUCGAAACGAAUUAGAGGAGCUUUAGAAAACGAAUCAGAAAUCCUCGCUAUUCAACCAAAUGAAUCAUAUCGUUCAAUUAUUGAUCAGUCUGAGCAAGCAACACGAAAAUUUGAACAAAUAUCAAAUAGUUUUGAUGGUUGGUUACACAAAUUAUCACAAUUGAGAGACUUUAAAACACAAUGGCACCAAUUCAUACAGGAUGCACGAAAUACAAUCGAUAAAGUACAUCGAUUUGAAUUAGAUUUUAUUCCCGAAACAUCACGAGGUAUAAUUACAGAUCGUCAUUCAUUGGUUGAAAAAUAUCAACAUUCACUAAGUGAUUUUUCAAUUCGUGUUCAAGAGACAACUCGUGAAGUUGAAGAACGUUUGAAAACAGCUGAACUUUUGGGUAUGAGAGGUGAUACCAAAGGACAAAAGGAACAAAUUGUUAAUGAAUUAGUUAAAGCACAUCAAAAUUAUUUGACACGUGUUAAUCAAUCUCGAACUGUUUUACAUACAAUGGUGAACUUUUAUAAAAAUACGGAAAAAGUUGAUCAGUUCAUUAAUAGUUCGGAGAAACAAUAUACAAUGAUCGAUUUACCAUCAGAUGUUCGUAGUACAGAAGUAAUGAUACGUCAACAUGAAACAGAUCGAGACAAAUUAACACAAUGGUAUGAGCAAUGUCGACAAGAAGCGGAACUUGUCGACGUUAAAGCAAGACAGGGUGGUCUCUCAUCAUUUGUUAAUGAAAUUCGAUCAACACAAAAUGAAACUGAACAAAAAUAUGUUAAUUGGCAAAGACGUUGGGAUGACCGAGGUGUUAAAUUGAAACAACGGGUUGAAUGGUGUCAAUUUUUAGAUGAAAAAUACAAAACUGUUUAUGAAAUUGAUACGCUUCAACAAGAAAUUGAUCAAAAACGACGUGAUAAACCGCAAAGUUUGAAAGAAGCACUUAUCCGAAAUGAAACAUUUCAUGAAACUGAACGACGUUAUGAGGUGUCGGUUCGACGUUUUCGUACAACAGCUGAAUUUAUGUUGCAACAAAAACAUCCUGAAUAUGAAUUGAUACAAUCAGAAGUGAAAGAUGUUGAAAAGAAAUCAUCCGUAUUACAUAUAUCAGUGGCUGAUUAUCGGCAUAUUGUAGAAAAGGCAACAUCCUAUUAUAAAUUAAUUGAUGAGGUUGAACGUUGGCAUCAAGAUUCGAGUCAAUUAUUGGUACGUAUUGGUCAAGAGACACUGAGAUGUCAGACAGAAGUGGAAACUCAGGAAUUAUUAAAUAAAGUUUCAUCAGCGAUUGACAAAGGAAAAGAGUAUGAACGUGAAACAAUGAAAUAUAUUACCGAAUUAGCUAUACAAGUAUUUGGUCCUGAUGAAGGUCAACAUCGUAUUAAACAUGUAUCCUCUCGUAAUAUUGAAUUAAUAAAUGCAUUCAUCAAAAUUCAUCAAGAUAUAUCAACUGUUCAACGAAAUUUUGAGCAUCGAAAAGAAUUGUUUGUUGAGAGCAGUCCUGUUAUAAAACAACGUCGAUUAGAACCACCAUCAUUUGUAAAGCCAUUACGUGAUGCAACCAUCACUGAAGGAACAAGAUUCACCUUUGAAUGCAUAGUUGAUGGAAGUGAACCAAUUAAUAUAACAUGGUUAAAAGAUCAAUUAUUCUUGUCUAAUAUAACUCAUGACAUAAAAUAUGAUCGGGGUCUUGCUACAUUAACAUUUGUUGAUGUUAAACGUGAAGAUUCAUCAUAUUACACAUGUAGAGCAACCAACACAGCUGGAACAACAGAAAGUUCAUCAUAUUUAAUUGUCAAAGAAAAUCCUGAUAAAAAUGUUCGUGGCCCUACAUUUGUUGAACCAUUACGAACGAUCGAUACUUCAUUCGGUCAAUUUGUUACAUUUGAAUGUGUUAUACAAGCUGAACCAUCACCCACUGUUACUUGGGAACGCGAUGGUAUUCAUUUACAAGAUGACAAUCAACAUACGAUAACAAGACAAAAUAAUCUUCAUCGAUUAACAAUACGUGAUGUUCAAACAUUUAAUUCGGGAAAAUAUUUAUGUAAAGCAACAAAUUCGGGCGGUGAAGCAACAUCCGUGGCAAAUUUAAGAAUAUACGAAGAGACAACAAUGAUCAGUCAUGAACCCCGCUUAACUGAACCAUUGAAACCAACUUACAUAAUACGUGAAGUGAAAAUUUCAUGUCGUUUUGAUGCUUAUCCACGAGCCGAUAUUCAAUGGUUAAAAGAUGGUAUACCAAUUGAUUUUGCAUCCAUUGGAAUAUCAAGAGAUUUUACCGUUGUACGAGAAGUUGAUUAUUCGGCAUUGAUAAUAAAAGAAGGUUUUCCAGAAGAUACCGGCUCGUAUACAAUUGUUAUUCGUAAUUCACUUGGAGAAGCACGAUCAUAUACAAAACUAGUUGUCGAAGAAUAUUUUGCACGUACACCGGAUUCUGAUCUUUCUGAUACACCAAGUAAGCCAAUAUUUGUCCAACCAUUAAGAGAUAUUAUUGUUAGCGAAGGACAAAAGUUAAAACUUCACGCAGCAAUUAACGCACAACCAGAACCAGAGAUUAUCUGGUAUCAUAACGAUAUACCACUAAAAGAUUCAAGAGAUGUUACAUUAAAAUUUGAUGGACAAUUAUGUACAUUAUAUAAAGAUCGUUGUUCACUCGACGAUAUUGGUUCAUAUCGAAUAAAUGCUGUUAACUCAUCUGGACAAGCUGAAUCAUCGUGUAAAGUAACAAUUACAUCAGCACACGAUAGUUUUCGUGAAACUCGUUUAUUAUCUGCUCGUUCAUUACCCGUAUUUACAGAAUUAUUAAAAGAUCAAAUAUUUACAGAAGGUGAAAAAAUUAUCAUGUCCGUAAGAUUAACGGGACAACCAAAACCACAAGUCUUCUGGUAUAAAGAUAAUCAACCGUUACGAAAUACACAUGAUCAUAAAAUUCGAAAUCAAGACGAUAUUUACACACUAGAAAUACCGGAAUUAUUUUUAGAUGAUGCUGGUAUUUAUUCAGUUAAAGCAAUUAAUACUGAGGGAGAAGCAAAAAGUUUUGCAUCAUUAAAUAUUUUACCCACAUCGCAUCAUCAACAAUCACCAUUUCAAUCAUCAUCAACGAGAACAACAAACAUCGGUGUGCAACAAAUUGGUACUAGUGAACAACAAGGAACACCACCUGAGUUUCUCCAGCUAUUCACAGAUACAGAAACAAAAUUAAAUAGUAGCAUCACUUUUGAAGCAACUGUUAUUGGCAAUCCCAAACCAAAUGUUACAUGGUUAUUCAAUGGAUUGCCUAUCUAUACGACACGUUAUCAACAAAAAGUAAUCAAUAAUACUUACACAUUAACUGUUUAUGAUGUUCGACAAGAAGAUGCAGGAAGAUUUUCGUUAAUUGCCGAAAAUUCACUUGGAAAAGCGACUUGUACAGCUGAAUUAUUUAUUCGUAAUGUUAUCUGGAAGAGAAGUGAAGAACAACAAGACAUGUCACGAAAACGUCGUGCAACAGUUGAUCAAGAUUUUCUCACUGAACAACAUUUAAAAGAGCAUACAACAUUUUCUGAUAAUACACGACAAGGAAGAAUAUAUGAUGAUUUAUUGGCAGAUAGACAACAUACUCAGGUAUCAACUCGUGCUCUCGAAGAUUAUAGUGAAAUUGUACAUCAGUCAUUUAAUAAACGCUAUCGUCCACUUGGCUAUAUCGUGCGAUCUAUCGAAGAACAACAAAAUCAACAAAGAGCUCGAUCACUAUCACAAGGUGAAAGUCGACGAUCAUCAACAGCAACAACAAAAGACUAUCUUCAACGAUAUCCAUCAAUUGAACUAGUUAUACCCUAUGAUGUUUUAGAUAAACAACAAACAUACGAAAAUAAAAAACAUUAUCAUGAAACAGAGAGACAACAACAACACGGUCAAAAACGAAGUGCUACCACCUAUGAUUACUCAACGGCAACAAGUGAUCAACAUGAUUAUUCCGAUUCUGACCAAUACUUUCGUACAAUACAUGAAUUAGCCAAUGAGUAUGAGCAAUCAAAGAAAAAAAAAGCGAUGGGUAGUGGUGAUGGUUCAACAAAAACAAAAAAGACUUAUACAACCAUUAAUCGCGGUACAGGUAAAAAGACAACAGUCGAAGAGGAAGAAGAAUAUGAAAGUGUCGAAGAGACCUACCAGCUACCGCAAGCUGCUCCAAAAGUCGAUGAAACUAUGCAGCGUUCUACAUAUCGAAUGUCAUCAUCAAAACCGGCUGUUAUAACAGCCGAAACGGGCACAAUGACUGCCUCAAAUCAAAAUUAUCACCAAUUUCAACAACAAUUUCAGGAUAAUUUUAUUGUACAACCAACAGUUAGUCAACAUUAUUCCAAUGAACAACAGCAUCAACAACAACAACAACGUAUAUCUCAACAGCAAAUUCAGGAUAAUUUUAUUGUACAACCAACAGUUAGUCAGUAUUAUUCCAAUGAACAACAGCAUCAACAACAACAACAACAACGUAUAUCUCAUCAACAAUUUCAGGAUAAUUUUAUUGUACAACCAACAGUUAGUCAACAUUAUUCGAAUGAACAACAGCAUCAACAACAACAACAACAACAACGUAUAUCUCAACAACAAUUUCAGGAUAAUUUUAUUGUACAACCAACAAUUAGUCGACAUUAUUACAAUGAACAACAGCAACAACAACAUCAACGUAUAUCUCAACAAAGUCGUUCAUAUUCCGAAGAAGUCCUAUAUCGUCGUUUAAUACCCACUGCCCAUCAAUACGUAUCAACAUCGGCGACAACGAGCGAAGCCGGUUUUGCCACGACAAGUGAAGAUGAUUUUGAACAACGUGAACGACGACGUUUACAUCAAAGUCGAACAAAGGAACGUUUAAAGCCGAUACGUAUUGCCUCGACAAGCUCCAUACCAGGUGAAACAGAAGUGAAAUAUGUGCGCACUGAACCUCAAGCUGUCCAACUCAUUUUUCCCAAACCUGUUUUAAUAACAAACCAAGGUGAACAUUCGAGUACGAUCAUCAAGGAAGUACAACGACGUCGAUCUGAAUCAAGACAAUGUUUAGUACAGAGAACAACUGAAAUUGAAGGUGAACAUGAAACAAAAGUAAUUAAAGAACCUAUUACAGCUGGCCAGCCACGAACUGUUGAAUUCACUAUACCAAAGCCAUUACCAUCUGCCGAACAUUCGAGUACCGUGGUUGUUGAAUCAAAAAAAGGUGGCAAAUAUCAGGCACUCGAUAUUAGUUCUUCAAUGUAUCGUGAAAAUAUUGUCAUGCCAGGUGAACAUGAAUUACGUUAUGUCUCACAACCAGUCAGUUCGCAACAUAAACCGGUAGAAAUUUUAUUUCCUAAACCUCCCACUCAACCAGUGCAUUCAUCGACUGUUGUUAAACAUACAAAAACUCAACCAUCAGCCGUUUUCGUUGAUAAUAUGCAAACAGUAAUUAAAGGUGAACAUGAAUUAAAGUACAUCGAUCAUUUAGUUGGUAAAGGUGUUGCCGGCAGUGUUGAACUUGUCGUACCAAAAUCGAUAAUGGAUACUGGUGAACAUCAAUCAACAAUAGUCACAGAAACUCAUCCAAAACGUCAAGUAUUAGAAGUCACCGGUAGUGGCCGAACAAUGGAAGCAGAACAUGAUUUAAGAUAUGUUAGAGAUAGUGUACGGGUGGAAGAAGCUCUAGAAUUAUUGUUACCGAAACAGCACGUUGAACAAGCUGAACAUAGUGCAACGAUCGUUAGACAUAGUCGCGGUAGAGGUCCCAUUAUUGAAGUAACACCACGACAGCCUAUUUAUGGCGAGCAUGAAACAAAAAUAAUUGAAGAAGCAAUUGAAACGCGAGCGGAUGAAAUGCAAUUAUUAGUGGCCAAACCAGUGUCACAAGCUGAACACAGCACUACGGUUGUUAAAGAGCAACGAGGUAAACCACAAAUUUACUCUCUUGGUCCAUCGAAACCUUUACCAGGAGAACAUGAAAUGAAAAUUAUUGAUCAACCAGUAGAGGCUAUGGGCGAGUUACAAGUCGUCUUUCCUAAACAGCAGCCUGAAGCUGAACAUCAAUCGACAUUAAUUAAACAAGUACAAGCGAGAAAUAUCACUGUGGAUAAUCAAUAUCGUGAAAUACCUGGCGAACAUUUAUUGACCGUUAUUGAGUCAAAAUCAGAAAGGGCUGCUACAGAAAGCGAAGUCGAAUUCAUUGUACCGAAACCAGUCAGUGGAAUCACGCAUAUUGAGGAACAUUCAACAACCGUUGUCAAGUCGAUUGGUGGUGAUCGACAAUUUGGACGUAGUAGAAGAAUAAGUAGUAGCACUGGACGAUCGAGUGACUAUGGCGAAGAAUAUUUUGAUGAAAAUAUGGAUGUCAAAAGACGUUUGUACAUGCAAGAAACGGAGGAUGCUGGACAUACAAGUGCCGGUGAGCAUUCGACGACAUAUGUUCGACGUGCUCGAGCAAAAUUUGAACCAGUCGAUUUAGUUAUUGAUAGACCAAAAAUACAACCGAGCGUAUCGAAAGUGAUUGCUGAUAUUCAAGGACCGGCACAAGUAACGCACAUACGUCCAACACAAAUAAUUCAACAAGAAGACAGUUCAGUCAAGUUGACAAUGGAUUUAAGUAAACAAGAAGAACAAUACGAUGAGAUGGAAGUUAUAUUAGAGAAACCAAAAAUAAAGGAUAGUUCAAGUAAAGUUCUAGCCAAUAUACAAUCGGGACUCGAGUUAAAAUCAAUACGUUCGACGGGUGCCCUCGAUCAAUUACAAACGAUUGAAAGUAGUUCGUCGUUAACAAUGCAAGUGAAAAGAGAAGAAGAAGAAGAAGAAACUAUGGAAUUGAGAAUUGCUAAACCACGUAUUCAAGAUAGUUCAAGUGUAUUGAUAGCAAAUAUUCAACCCGAAUUGGGUGUCCAAGGUAGAUUAAUUGCAUCCAGUCUACAACAAGAAGAUUCAUCAACAGCAAUUGUCAUGGAUUUAGCCAGACAACAAGAACAUGCACCAUUUGAUUUAAUCAUACCGAAAUUCGAUGUUGAAAAAUCAUCGACUACUGUCGUCGCACAAGUUGCCCCAACACUAGCGGGUAUGAAAACGACAAUUAACGUACCACAACCAGAAAGUUCGUCUAGCCUCUUUCUGGAACAACGCUCAACCCCGGAUGAGCCUGUCGAUUUAAUUUUCCCCAAGCCUAAAAUUGAAAGUAGUUCAACAACUGUCGUCGCCGAUGUGUAUGCAAAAUUAGAAACAAAAUCGAUGCGAGCUACCGAAGUUAUACCCGAAACAAGCACGUCAACAUUUUAUUUCGAUAAAAACAUUCAAGAAGUACCUGAAGCUGUUGAAAUUCGCUUAAAACAGCCAGAAAUUCAAGAUAGUUCAACAACCGUUCUAGCACAUGUCAAAGCAACGUUAGAUACUAGACACGUUCAAAUGUUGGGCAAACAUGAAAAACAAGAAGAUAGCUCAACCACUUUUGUUCUUGAUACAUUGAAAAAUAAAGAUGAACAUGAACCGGUUGAGUUGAUAUUACCACGUCCACGAGUACAAGAGAGUACAUCGAUUGUAUUAGCCGACAUUAAACCAUCAUUAGAUACACAAUUAAUAAUAGCUCCUCAACCACUCGUUAAAAAAUCAACGAGUCAAUUGAUACUUGAAGAUACAACUGCUAGUGAACCAGAACCGGUUGAAUUAAUUCUAAAACGUCAGCAUAGUUCACAUACAGUUGUAACAAAAUUAGAUGAUGCACGAAAAAAAACAAAAGAAAUGUAUGUUUUAGGAACAGCUCCAGCAUUACAGCAAAGCGGUUAUGUGAGAGAAAGUUCAUCAACAUUAUAUGCCGAUUUAAAUAAACCUAUGCAACUAAUACUGGAUGUUGAUGAAAAUGAGGCAAAAAAAUCGCGUCAUAUGUCCUAUGACGAACGACGACAAUUUGAUGCAUCACGCGAAUAUAGCUCACGGAUGUUAGCCGAAAGUAGCAGCGGUGGUGGUUUAAUGACAACGGAUAAUAGUUCAACAUUUAUUACGGAAAUUGAGCCAAAAUAUUAUGAACCUGUAGAAUUUGUUGUUAGUGGUGGUGGUAGUGCGACAGAAAUCGAUCAAUACGGAGCGAGAGGAGAAAUGACAUCGUCAACAAAACGAACGACGACAACAUCUUAUGAUACAUCGGUUAUUGAUGGCCAAGAUCAUGCACCAUAUUUUGUCGUGUCAUUGCGUGAUUAUUCAGUUAAAGAAGGAGAGCCAAUAUUAUUCGAAGUUAUGAUUUCAGCUCAACCAUUAGCUGAGAUACUGUGGGAUAAAGAUGGUGAAUUGAUUGGUGAUGAGUCGUCGUUUCGUAUUGAUUAUUACGGUGAUGGUAGAGCAACACUGUACAUACCCGAAGCAUUUCUGGAUGAUGCUGGUAGUUAUUCAUGUACAGCUCGUAAUAUUUCUGGUACAGUAAGAUCGACAGCUCGUUUACAAGUUGAAUCGUCUGGCGAGCAAUCUCCAACAAGAAAUGUUGUGAAUGAAACAAGUUUCGAGUAUCAAACUAGUGUUCCCAGUUAUCAAACACUGUCAGCCUCUCAAUAUCAUAUCUAUUCACAACAGCCUGAGCCAACGACUGUUACGCGAGUGGAAGAAGAAACAAGUGUGAUAGAAAUAUUGCCAAAUCAGCCAAAUGUAACACAACGUUAUGAGCAAAAUCAAAUUGUCCGUAAUAUAACUGGCGAUCAACCACAAUAUCAACCAGUUACAUUUCAAAUUAAUCUUGACAAUCAACAACAACAGCAACAACAACAACAUUUCUAUGGACAAGCAUCAGCUGCGACACAUUAUGGGCAAAAUGAAUCGAAAGAAUUUAAAAGAACUGACACUGUAGGCGGUAGUCGCCAACCACAGAGAAUCGAACCAAAUCAAGAAAAUGUUGCACCACCCGAAAAUCCAUUUAUGGGUCCUGAUCCAUUUAAAAAAUUUGGUGCUAGAAGACAACAGCGACCAACUGCUGGAAUUAUACCACAACAAUCACCAUUUGAAGCACAACAAAAUUUAUAUGCGCCUAUGGGCACACAGUCUGGUCCCUCUUCUUAUGACCAACGACAACAAACCACUACUACUAGUCUCUCACAAAAAACGCCAAUGCCUGCACAGCAAUUACGUGAGCCAAUUCGUGCAUCAUCGAGUCAACAUCAGCAGUCAGCAUAUGACACUGCUUCUUCUGCUGAACAUCCUACAUCACCAUCUUAUACACCGAAAUUUACAACGGUACGUGAGCAAAUGUAA